Molecule: messenger RNA, 975 nt
Organism: Hibiscus syriacus
Lineage: Eukaryota; Viridiplantae; Streptophyta; Magnoliopsida; Malvales; Malvaceae
Product: putative RING-H2 finger protein ATL21A
Exons: 4
Coding region: 1-975 (324 amino acids)
Molecular function (GO): polysaccharide binding
Source: RefSeq, a predicted model, not a curated record
AUGACGUCGUCAGACCAUAGUAAAUCUAAUGAUCCAACUAGCUCGAGAGGGAAGGAAAAAGUAUGGGAGCGAGAAGAUUAUCGUGGAGAAGAUUUGCUUCACAAAUCUAAACAAGUAGAACCACUGUCCAAUAAAGAGGCGGCGUUUGUUGAUGGCAUCUCGGAAACUGAUCACCAGCGCUCGCAUGCUGCCUUGAUAAUCGUCGUUGUGCCUGGAAAUAUCCCGUGCACGCGGAACAACAGUCCGGCAGCUGUAUUUCUACGACCUGUGGUUUUGCACUUUCCAUCACGGAUACCCUCAUCUUGCUCUUUUCUCCUUCUCCUUUUAUGUGCAGCAGCAGCAGCAGAGCCUUGUUCCAUUGCUAGGUGUGGCAAAAACAAAGUCCCUAUACGGUUCCCUUUCCGUCAACAAGGUAAACAGCCCGAAAACUGCGGGUACCGAGGCUUUGACCUCAGGUGCGGUAGUCAAGACACGAUUUAUCUAGACCUUCCUUAUUCCGGAGAGUUUUACGUCCGUGAUAUCAACCAUCUCGAUCAACAGAUAAGUCUAUACGACCCUGGCGAUUGCCUUCCGAAGCGGCUUCUCGGCUUAAACCUUCCGGGCUCUCCCUUUGUGCCUGUUUUUAUUCAGAACUACACGUUCUUAAACUGCCCAACUCAGGUCACAACGUCUCGGUUCAAUGCCAUUGAUUGCCUAACCAAUUCAACGAACUCGGUCUUGGCUACUUCUUCCGCAAGGCUUGCGAAUAGGAUUGCCUCAUCAUCGUGUCGUAUCAUCACUGUGUUGUCGAUUCCAGUUCCGUGGCAGGCCAAGGAUGACGAGGAGUUCACGGCCGCACUUGAUGCAGACAUUCAGCUGACAUGGAAUGCACCUCGAUGCGGCGAUUGCAAAGAACAAGGAGUAAUCUGCGGGUUAAAGAGCAACAGCAGUGAAGAAAUCUUCUGUUUUCAUACACCAAGUAAGGAUAUUUCUUGA